Molecule: messenger RNA, 564 nt
Organism: Colletotrichum costaricense
Lineage: Eukaryota; Fungi; Ascomycota; Sordariomycetes; Glomerellales; Glomerellaceae
Exons: 1
Coding region: 1-564 (187 amino acids)
Source: RefSeq, a predicted model, not a curated record
AUGUCCAAAGGCGGGGGAGAGCGGCCGAUGCCCAUUCUAGACGGAGAGACUUUCCCAAACUUUGAGAAAAAAGCCUCGGCUAUCGCACGCUAUAGCAUCGGAUCACUCUGGCAUUCACCAUCGAGAUCUAGAUCACGAUGCGAGGAGGCAAAGAGAAGAGUCCAGAGACCUGGACGUAUGUUGACUGUGGCCCCGCGUCUGAUCCGAGUCUUACGAAUGCUUCAAGUCGACGACGGAAUCCAUGACCAACAUCCUGCGCAUUUCGUGGAUGUGCAGGACGCUAACCGUACUCUUAGUCACAAGACUCCCUUUCCAAAAAGCGAGGGAGAAUUCUGGGGUUCAAGUUUCCAAGGUUACCCCGGCGGCCAGGCCAUGUGGUUGAACGAGCGAGCUCGUUUCUCGUCAGCCAUUUGCAGGACCACACGCAAGACCACACUGGCUGCUUUACUACCACAGCGUGUACAGUACAUUCCUCUCAGGUCCCAAUACACUUGGGUGCGCAGACGAGGCCUACAGCCCAAAGUCCGGCGUAAUGUUCAGCAGAGAGCAUGUUACCUUGGAUAA